Messenger RNA from Gastrolobium bilobum, 498 nucleotides. RefSeq lists its product as uncharacterized. The coding region runs from base 1 to 498 and encodes 165 amino acids. Lineage: Eukaryota; Viridiplantae; Streptophyta; Magnoliopsida; Fabales; Fabaceae. The transcript has a single exon. The record is from RefSeq and is a predicted model, not a curated record.
AUGGUAAAGAAGUACUUUGUUGAUGUUGUUGUUCUGUUGGAACCUAGAACUAGUAGUGAAGUGUGUAGGAAAUUGAUGAAAAAAUUGGGGUUUGAUAGUCUUAUAGUAGAAGAAGCUCAAGGGUUUGCUGGUGGGAUAUGGAUUAUGUGGCAAUCAAAGAAGGCAGAAGUGGUAGCAGUAUCUCAAUCUUCCCAAUUCAUCCAUUGCAGAAUCAAAAUUCCUUCUGGUCAGUUUUUCGAAUUUAAUGCUGUUUAUGCAAGCCUUACCCAGAAUUUAAGAGAAAAGCUAUGGGAUGAUUUGCAUAAUCUUAGUGACACUAUAACGGGUCCUUGGAUUUUAGGUGGUGAUUUCAAUGAAAUUGUUUACUCUCAUGAGAAGAAAGGGGGUGUAGCAGUUGAUCCUUCAAAGUGUGCUAAGUUUGCAUCUAUUCUUAAUGAGUGCCAGGUUGCUGAUUUGGGGUGUGAUGGCUCACCUUUUACCUGGCAAGGCCCUAAAUGA